Messenger RNA from Apus apus (common swift), 5917 nucleotides. RefSeq names its product transmembrane channel like 1 (gene TMC1). The transcript has 23 exons. The record is from RefSeq and is a predicted model, not a curated record. Gene Ontology annotation, molecular function: mechanosensitive monoatomic ion channel activity. The coding region runs from base 972 to 3830 and encodes 952 amino acids. Gene Ontology annotation, cellular component: plasma membrane. NCBI's taxonomy places the organism in Eukaryota, Metazoa, Chordata, Aves, Apodiformes, Apodidae. Gene Ontology annotation, biological process: detection of mechanical stimulus involved in sensory perception of sound; vestibular reflex.
GGGCACUGGAACAGGCUGCCCAGAAAGGUUAUGGAGUCCCCUCUGGAGGCAUUCAAAACCCAUGUGUUCCUGUGUGACCAGCUCUAGGUUGUCCUCCUGAUAUGUCUGCUUGGUUUCCUGAGUGCAGAGGUGGACUGUUUUUGUGCUUGAGGGUGCUCUCCUCAGAGAAGAAUCAACUUUACUGGUAUUCUUUUUCCUUCAGAGCUUACUCCCAUAGUAUUCUACCUUCUGGUUCCCUGAACAACCCCAAGUCUGCUCUCCUGAAGCUCAGGAUCUGUCCUCUGCUACUCACCUUCCUGCCUCACCCUCCUCAGUAACAUGACUCCAUUAUUUCAUGGUCACUACAACAACACCCACUGUCCAUCCAUCCAACUUGGUGCAUUCAAUACUGUGUAACACAAAGUUAACCUUGACACCCUUCAGCAAUCUCCUGGAUGGCUGGUGUCCAGACACAUUAAAGUUCCCAAUGAAGAUGGGGGUCUGUGACACAGAGACUUCUUCAGGAGAGAAAGCUCAGUGUACUUCCUUACCCCUGGUCAGGGGUCUGUAGGACAUCCCACCAGAGCGUCAUGCUUAGCAACUUCUUCUCCAGCCCUGACCCACAAGCUCUUACCCAAGCCUGACCCCAUGCAUCUGAGCUGUUCUUCAUGUGGAAGGCAGGUCCCUUUCUCCUCUUCCCUGCCUGUCUCUCCUGAAGGUCUUAACUCCAUCCAUCAUAGCACUCCAGUUGUGUAAGCUUUCUCACCACAAGAAAGCCCUAGAGGCUAGGGAUCUGAAGAGGGCUGGCUGUACUGGGAUCAAAGUGGGAAUUAUGCUGAACACUUCUAGAAAGCAUGUCAGUAUUCCGUGAAACCUCACCAGCACCAUCCGUUCAGUGACAGACAGGACGAUGCUGAUGUGCCACACUUCAUCUUGAACCACUCAGCCUUCAAACGGUAGCAGCUGGAGCAGCCCUAUGAAAUACAGUCACAAUGCCUGAACAUGAAGAGCCAACCACUGGAGGAAAUGAUGGCAGUGAUGUUGACAAUGAAGAAGGCAGUGCAGUUGAGAAUGAAGAAAAUCUCAAAGGAACAGAUAAAGGACGAAAGAGAGCAAAAGCAAGACCUAGAAGGGGACAUGCCAGAGGAAAAACCAGGCAUGGUGGUGAGGAGGACGAGGGUGAGGAUGAUGAAGAUGAGGCCAGGAGAGCUGGGCAACGCAGGCACAGAAACCGUAGACGAGGACGAGCAGCUGGAAAUGAGGGCAGUGAUUCUGAUGUGGACCCUGGAAAAGACAGGAAGAACCAGGCAAAUAAAAAAUCCAAGGAAGAUGGCGAAGAGGAGGAAGAUGAGAAACCUGGUAAAAGUGGGAAAGAUAAAAAUGAAAAGAAACAAGAAAAAAAGUCUGAUAAGAAAGGAAAAAAAGAGAAGGCCAACAAAAAGAAAAAAGACAAAAAGAAAUCAGGAUCUGGCUCCGAUUCUGACUCUGAGGAGGAGCCGAUUACAGAGGAGGAGCUGGCUAAACUGAAGGAAGAGGUAGAAGAAAAAAAGAAACUAAUUGCCACACUACGAAACAAGCCAUGGAAGAUGAAAAAGAAGCUGUCUGUCUUGAAGGAAGCUCAAGUUUUUGUGGACAAGUUUGAAGGUGCUCUUGGAAAAGGAAAAGGAAAAAAAUUCUAUGCAUACAAAGUGAUGAUGACCAAGAAAUGGAUGAAAUUUCAAAGAGAUUUUGAGAAUUUUAAGACAGCCUGCAUACCCUGGGAAAUGAAAAUUAAGGAGAUUGAAAGUCACUUUGGCUCAUCAGUGGCAUCUUAUUUCAUAUUCUUGCGUUGGAUGUAUGGAGUAAACAUGAUUCUCUUUGGCCUGACCUUUGGACUUGUAAUGGUGCCUGAGGCUUUGAUGGGAAAGCCAUAUGGCUCUUUACCUAGAAAAACUGUCCCAAGAGCUGAAGAAGCAACUGCUAUGAACUUUGCUACUCUCUGGGAUUUUAGCGGCUUUGCACAGUAUUCUGUACUCUUCUAUGGUUAUUACAAUAACCAGAGGACAAUUGGAUGGCUCAAGUUCAGGAUGCCUCUUUCAUACUUCCUUGUUGGAGUUGGAACUAUCGGCUACAGCUUUAUGAUUGUAAUUCGAACAAUGGCAAAGAAUGUAAAUGAUGAUGGUGGUGGUGAUGAUACUAGUUUUAAUUUCAGCUGGAAAAUGUUCACAAGCUGGGACUACCUGAUUGGCAAUCCUGAGACAGCAGAUAACAAGUUUGCUUCCAUCACAACAAGCUUUAAGGAGGCAAUUUUGGAGGAGCAGGAGAGCCGAAAAGAGGAAAAUAUUCACUUGACCCGAUUCCUGAGGGUUCUUGCUAACUUCUUAGCCCUAUGCACACUUGCUGGGAGUGGCUACCUCAUCUUUUUUGUCGUCAGAAGAUCUCAGAAAUUUGCCCUGGAAGGUCUGGAGAACUACGGGUGGUGGGAAAGAAAUGAAGUGAACAUGGUUAUGUCACUUUUAGGAAUGUUCUGCCCAACUUUAUUUGAUGUAAUUAGUUCUCUGGAAAACUACCACCCUCGCAUAGCUCUAAGAUGGCAGCUGGGACGAAUCUUUGCUCUUUUUCUUGGCAAUCUCUACACUUUCAUUAUUGCCCUAAUGGAUGAAAUCAAUCUCAAGUUGGAAGAAGAAAAGAUAGUCAAGUAUAACAUGACAAUAUGGGAAGCCAGUCUGUAUAAUGGUACUAUUCCAGAAAAUUCAACUGCUCCUCCAAUACAAGUGGAUCCCGCAGAUGUCCCCAGAGGGCCAUGUUGGGAAACAAUGGUAGGACAGGAAUUUGUGCGGCUGACAGUCUCUGACACGAUGACAACAUACAUCACAAUUCUAAUUGGUGAUUUCUUGAGAGCUGUCUUUGUUAGAUUUUUCAAUUACUGCUGGUGCUGGGACUUGGAGUAUGGAUUUCCAUCAUAUUCUGAGUUCGAUAUAAGUGGAAACGUGCUGGGAUUGAUCUUUAACCAGGGCAUGAUCUGGAUGGGAUCUUUUUAUGCUCCGUGUCUCCCAGCGAUCAAUGUGUUCCGUCUCCACACUUCCAUGUACCUGCAGUGCUGGGCAGUGAUGUGCUGCAAUGUCCCCCAAGAGAGGGUCUUCAAGGCUUCCAGAUCCAAUAACUUCUACAUGGCCAUGCUGCUUUUCAUUCUCUUUCUCUCCACUCUGCCUGCUGUGUAUACCAUUGUCUCCAUCCCACCAUCUUUUGACUGUGGUCCUUUCAGUGGGAAGACUAGAAUGUUUGAAGUAAUAUCAGAAACUCUGGAGCAUGAUUUCCCGUCCUGGUUUGGGAAAGUAUUUGGCUAUGCCUCUAACCCUGGACUCGUCCUACCUUUUAUAUUGCUGAUGGUCCUGAGUAUUUAUUAUCUCAAUGCUACAUCCAAAUCGUACAAGGAAUCUAACUUGGAACUGAAGAAGAAGCUACAAAGUCAAGCAGAAGAAAAUAAAAGAAGAAAUAAACAAAGGGCACAAAAGUCAAAUGAACAAGAGGAAAAUCCAUUUGAGACAGAAGCAUCGCAGCCAAAGGAAAAAGGAGCCAAGCAAGAUGAAUCCACACCAAACCAAAACAAGAAAGGACAGAAUGGUAAGGAGGAAAAGAAGACAGGCCAGCCUCAAGAAACCAGCUCCUCUCAGGCACUCCAGCAUCCAGGUCCUGCCCUGAAUGGCCACUAUCCCCCACAAAGCAGAGGAGGAAACCUUCCUCCCCCCUCCAUAGCUGUGACGAGGCCACCGGGGCCCAGAGGUUAUGGAGGACCAGGCUAUGCACCCGGAAAUCCACGCUUCCCGGGGCCACAACCAGGAGUUCCCAGGGGCCCUCCCAACUACAGAUAAAGUGCCUCAGGCACAUUGUGAUCUGAUGAAGGUUGCCGAUGGACAGAAGAAUGGUCCUAACCCCACAUACACUCCUGCAAGUGCAAAACCCUGCUGUGUGCAUUGUAAAUCUUCAAGUGCAUAGAAGUUACCCACGGGCUUCAGUUUUUGCAGGAUGGGAGGCUUAGGAAAAAACCCCACUGCAUAUGUCUUAUUGCAUUUAGAAGCAUUGCAAAAAUGAGUUACCUGUGUCAAUAGGUUACUAAACUUAGGGAUAUUUAUCAGAAGAUUAUUAUUAGAAGAAUGAAAAACAUUUUGCAUUCAGUUGAUUAUUUUCUUAGAAGCUUGAAAUUGUGUCCAUAACAUCUUUUCCUGUUUCUUAGAAGCACAGUAAACUGCAAACACAGCUUUGUAUAAACUCUGUGAGAGUCAGUUCUAUUUAUACACUGUAUAUUGCUCAUUUUCUGCAGAUCAGAUAUGCUUCCCCAAAAAUUUCAGAUUGUACAUGGGAAAAUUAGGAUAUUUUCAAAAGCUGGAUGUUUCCCUCUAAAGUAUUUGUGAAAGUACUACAAAGGUAAAAGAAAAGCAAUAUUCUGCCUAUUGCUAUGAAGAAAAUUUAACUUACUGUUGUGGAAGCCCCAUCCCUGGAGGUGUUCAAGACCAGGUUGGAUGGGGCUCUGAGCAACCUGAUCUAGUGGAAGAUAUCCCUGCCCAUGCAGGGGGUUGGAACUAGAUUAUUUUUAAUGUCCCUUCCAACUCAAACCAUUCUGUGUUUCUAUGAUUAUAGCACUGUUUUUAGCAAAUAAUGUUUUUAUCAUGUUCUGAAAGAUUAAAAUUAAAAAAAAAAAAAAAGGUGAAGAAAUGUCUCCUGUGCAGAAAAACAUAUUUGAAAAACAAAGGUAAGACAGUUAUGCAAUAAUUUCCUCCAAAUAUUCACCAGGAUUGUUAUGCCACAGAGACACUUAUUAUUGCAUAAGAAUAUGUGCUGUAUAAUCUGCUCUGUGGGUUUAUGAUUGUAUACUUGUACUGCCCUCUUUACAGUCCAUGGUGGAACAGGCUCUUAGUCUGAUAGGUCUUGUGGAAAUACAGGAUACAUGCAAGACCAUAAGUGAGCUCAUGUUGAUUAUUCUACUGAGACAGCUUUAUAUUUAUGUUCUGAUUCUAUUUCCUAGUCCAGAAUUUGGGCUUUGGUAAUUAUUUUAAGGGUCACAAGAUUAAUUACAACAAAAUUAGUCAACUGACUGUCUUCUAAAAAAUAAAUGCAGUUCCACUGGGGGCCUUCAGUAUCAUACAAGUCCAUUUUGUACAGUUGAAAAACAGUAACUCUAUCUCAGUAUUUCACAAGUCUGUGAUAUCACAAAACAACUUCCAUAUAAUGAAACUGUGGAACAUAUUGAAAAAACCUUACAAACCCCCCCAACAUAUUAUCCCCAUAAAACAUUAUUAUCCAGAUUCAAUUUCCAGCUCAAAUAAACCCAGGGAAAGUUCACUUUAUGCUUGUUCACUUUAUGCUUGACUCUUGUACUGCCUCCAUAAGUGUCUACUAUGACCUUGAGAUAACAUAUUACGUCAAUCAGACCUUUAGUGAGCACCAGCACGGCUGUUCUGUAUGUAAACACCAAGCACUGACAACAAAAUAAAGAAAUAAGUGUAUUGCAAUAACUACAAAGGAGAGUCUUUUCUAGCAAACAGACUGGAAAUGCAUUGUUACUUAGGGAAAGGACAAAUGGGUUAGGACUGGAUCCCAAGACAUGUCUGCUUCUGGAGUGCAGCAAGUUUGUAAUUUAAGUUAGAGGAAGUACAACUAAGUGCAAUGUGAGCGAUUUCAUCUUCCUCAGAUAAGAUUUCUGAUUUGUGGACUUCAGACACAUGGAAAAAGUACAGUAAUUCCAACUGUCUUAAUUUGAAAUCUUCUAACAUGAUUAAUUUUUAAACUGCAUAUGUUGUUAGUGCAGGAACUUAGAAGGUUGCCAGUCAUCUUACUGAACUAGGCAUGGGCUCCAGGGUUUUAGGGCUUUCUUGCUUUUGAGACAAACUUCUUCCUACAAGCUGAUAUUGGUCUGUCAUCAGACACUGAUUUGCAUGGAGGUUUUAGUUCACUGUUUGUU